AUGAAAUCCGCAAAACUGUGGGGAGGUCGCUUUACCGGUGAAACCGAUCACCUGAUGGAUGCAUUUAACGCCUCCAUACAUUUUGACAAGCGUUUAUUUGAAGCCGAUAUCCUUGGCUCGCAGGCGUACGCCAAAGCGUUGGCUAAGCGAGGCAUCAUCACCUCCGAAGAACAAACUUUGCUCGUCGAUGGUCUCGAGAAGGUUCGAUCGGAGUGGCAAACAAACACUUUUGUAAUACAACCGGGCGAUGAGGACAUUCACACCGCGAACGAGAGACGACUGGGCGAAUUGGUCGGAAGCGUUGCCGGUAAACUACAUACCGGGCGCAGCAGAAACGACCAGGUUGCGACGGAUUUCAGAAUUUGGGUUAGAGAGGAAUCAAAAAAAUUGUUGGUCUACGUGAAACAAUUAAUUGGUGCCGCUGUUGAGAGGGCCGAGAAGGAAAUUGAUGUGUUAAUGCCUGGAUACACUCAUUUGCAGAGAGCACAACCUAUCAGAUGGAGCCAUUGGCUCCUAAGUUAUGCUUGGAGUUGGCAAGCUGAUGCUCAACGUCUCGAGCAAAUUAUCGAUCGAAUCAACGUUCUUCCUUUAGGUAGCGGGGCGCUGGCCGGUAAUCCUUUCAAUAUCGACAGAGAAUUUCUGGCCAAUGAAUUGGGAUUCAAAGGUGUCAUGCAGAAUAGUUUAUACGGUGUCAGCGAUCGUGACUUUGUUGCCGAGUUGCUGUUCUGGGCCUCUCUGACGAUGAUCCAUAUAAGUAGAUUCUCGGAGGAUUUGAUUAUCUAUAGUUCCGGGGAGUUUGGUUUUGUCACUCUCGCCGACGCUUACAGUACGGGAAGUAGUCUCAUGCCACAAAAGAAAAAUCCCGAUAGCUGCGAACUGCUGCGUGGCAAAUCUGGACGUGUCUUUGGACAGUUAUCAGGAUUCUUAAUGACAUACAAAGGCAUUCCGAGUACCUACAACAAAGACCUUCAAGAGGAUAAGGAACCACUUUUCGAUGCCGUGGAAACUCUUUCAGGCUCAUUACAAAUUACAACCGGAGUUCUAUCAACUCUCACCAUUCACCCCGACAACAUGAAGAGAAAUUUAAGUAUUGAUAUGUUGGCUACGGAUGUUGCGGAGUACCUUGUGCGGAAAGGGGUACCAUUCCGUGAAACCCAUCACAUAGCAGGCGCCGCAGUCCGCACGGCUGAGGAACGCAACACAACCAUGGCUAAUCUAACAUUAUCCGAUUUUCAACAGCUUCAUCCGGCAUUCGAUCAAGAUAUCACUGAGAUAUGGGAUUUUGAAAAGAGUAUUGAGAAUCGAUCAAGCUUAGGUGGAACAAGUAGAGUCACAGUUACGGAGCAGAUCAACAGAUUGAAACAAUGGUUGAACCAAAGUUAA
This is a messenger RNA of Acaulospora colombiana, 1383 nucleotides long. NCBI's taxonomy places the organism in Eukaryota, Fungi, Glomeromycota, Glomeromycetes, Diversisporales, Acaulosporaceae. The record is from the annotation of a GenBank genome assembly.